AUGGCCCAGCCAGAGGCUACGGAACCAUGGGAGAAGACUGCUGGAGAAAGUCCUCCAGUCGUACAGCAGCAGACUGCGAUCAGAUAUACACCAGAAAUAGCGCCAAUCUCCCCGGAAGCAGGAGUUGCAGCGAAAGGUUUGCAGCUCCAAAAGAACGAAUCAGCCAGUGAUUCGACUUCUCCAGCACUUCUCCAGGUGGUUACAACAGCCCCACCCCCAGAGGCGUUACCUAACCCAAGAAGCUGCGUAACCUGUCGCCGCAGAAAGGUCCGCUGCAACAAACAACAUCCAUGCUCCAACUGUUUUAAGGCAAAAAUCGAGUGUGUGUAUCCUAACCCUGGGAGAGCCGCAAGAAAGCCGAAAAAGCCACGUGAUACAGAGCUGCUCACACGCCUACGAACAUUGGAAAAUAUUGUAAAGAAUCUUGGAGGGCCAGAAGCAAUAAAUGGAAAUUCAUCAUUACCAUUGGAAAAGCCCACCCUAGAUCAGGACACCGUUUUUGGAGAGCAAACAAAGGAUGAAAAGUACACGGAUGUAAUGCAACAGGAUGUUGCUAUCAAAAGCGAAGCCCCUGAUUUGAAUGAGAUUGAAGAAAAUAUGGGCAAAUUAAUGGUUGAAGAUGGAGGUAGCCAAUACGUUAGCCAUCGAUUUUGGAGCAGCUUUGGAAAAACUGUGGACGAUUUGAAAAGUAUACUUGAUCCUCUUUCAUCGGAUGAUGAAGAUGGUAUGGUUGAAGAGCCCGCCUUUGAUGAAACGUACGGCGUGAAUCAUGACGGAUUCUUAUUCGGGUUUUCAUCACUCACCCAAAGCCUUCGUCAUUUCCAUCCUCCACCUGACCAAGUGGAUAUUCUUUGGGAGACUUACAUUCAAAAUAUAGCUCCUAUGGUCCCUAUUUUUCAUACUCCUACCUUAAAGCCUCUGCUUUAUCAUGGUGCUAAUAACCUCGAUUUGUUGGAUAAAAACACAGAGGUAAUGAUGCUAACUAUAUACUACACAAGCGCUGCGUCAAUGAGUGCUGGCGAAUGUCUCUCUCGCCUAGGGGAGACCCGAGAUAUUGUCCUAGGCCGCUAUCGUUUUGCCGUUGAGCAGGCACUAGGUCGAGCAAAAAUCCUGCACUCCAGGAGUUUCACCCUGCUUCAAGGGCUAGUUUUGUUCUUGUUAUGUGUGAGACAACACGACGAUACUCGUUACGUCUGGUCAAUGAUAUCAAUUGCCUAUCGUAUUGCCCAGGGGCUAGGCCUUCAGCGCGAUGGAACCCAUUUCAAUCUACCACCCUUUGAAACCGAGAUGCGCAGACGUUUAUGGUGGCAUAUUUGCAUCCUUGAUUUUCGGGCAGCUGAAGACUAUGGCUGUGAUCCAUUUAUUUAUGAAUCUUCAUAUGACACUCACUUGCCCUUGAAUAUCAACGAUGACGAUAUUUCCCAAGAUUCUGUUGAAUUCCCCAAAGAGAGAGAAGGUUGCGUGGAAACUUCAUUCUUUCUAAUUCGGUGCGAGAUCGCUGUUGUUAACAAGAGGCUGAGCUUUAUCCCACCCAACUCUUCUUGCAGGUUACUUGGUUCUCGCUACUCUAUGGCGGAGAGAGAAGAAAUAAUUGAAAAGCUCGGUUCUAAUCUUGAGACACGAUUUGUUCGGCACUGUGAUAUGACCAUUCCUAUUCACUGGGUCUGCGCCACUGUUUCCCGGCUAGUAAUUGCAAAAUUAUGGCUCAUGAUACACCAACCAAUGGUUCAGCAAUCCCAACGCAAACCCAUAGCCAAAGAGACCCAUGACCGGCUUAUGAUGACGUCCGUGGAAAUCCUUGAAUUUUCUCGACUUUUGGAAACGAAUGUCAAUACCGCAAAGUGGGGUUGGCUUUUUAGGACGCACAUGCAAUGGCAUGCGGUUGCGUUCCUCCUGUCCGAGUUGUGCGUCCGGCCAUUGUGCCCUGGGGUUGACCGUGCAUGGAGAGCAAUCAAUUCGGUCUACAAGGCUUGGAAUAUGCACUCUGAGACAAAGAAUGGGAUGCUCUGGCCAGCCAUUCGCAAGUUGAUGGCACGAGCGGUGAAAUUCCGCGAAAAGCAACUUCACCAACUUUCUAUGCAGCGUGGGAAACAAGACUUUGAUGUCCCAGCCUCGUGUGCAGCGACUCCAUCCACCGACCCUUCUAGUACAUACUUGACCUCCUCAUCCUCACCACCGCAAUACCUGCGUGAACCAACCAGCUAUUCCCAUUUAAACUCAGACAUGCACAUCGACAACGCUGUUCUUGAGCAGAACUAUAACUUUAAUGUCAUACCACAAUUGGGCACUGCUUUGGAAGGCCAGUGGGCAGAUCCGACGGCGAUCACGCAGCCUGAAACGAGCAUCUUGUCAUCUGCUUCCCCUUCUUGGUCGGACUGGGACCAAUUGGUCCGUGAAUUCCAGCUGGAUGUCGCCCAAGGGGGCCAAGCGAAUACUUCUACCCUCACCGGGGAGGUAGUGAUCCCCGAUUGGUUUGAAUAA
This is a messenger RNA of Nannizzia gypsea CBS 118893, 2481 nucleotides long. RefSeq names its product fungal specific transcription factor domain-containing protein. Lineage: Eukaryota; Fungi; Ascomycota; Eurotiomycetes; Onygenales; Arthrodermataceae. The record is from RefSeq and is a predicted model, not a curated record. The transcript has 2 exons. Bases 1 to 2481 code for a protein of 826 amino acids. Gene Ontology annotation, molecular function: zinc ion binding; DNA-binding transcription factor activity, RNA polymerase II-specific; DNA binding. Gene Ontology annotation, biological process: regulation of DNA-templated transcription; DNA-templated transcription.